Messenger RNA from Alosa sapidissima (American shad), 5163 nucleotides. It is a transcript of the gene slc25a42, whose product is annotated as solute carrier family 25 member 42. Gene Ontology annotation, biological process: transmembrane transport. Gene Ontology annotation, cellular component: mitochondrial inner membrane. Bases 492 to 1469 code for a protein of 325 amino acids. NCBI's taxonomy places the organism in Eukaryota, Metazoa, Chordata, Actinopteri, Clupeiformes, Clupeidae. The record is from RefSeq and is a predicted model, not a curated record. The transcript has 8 exons.
GCUUUCGUCUUGUGUGUGUCACAGCAGAUACUAAACAGCAUGGAAGGGUGUCAGCCCCUCAAAGUCACAGUUGGAGCAAUAGAAGGGGAAAACUGUGGUUGACAGCCCCCUGUGAAUCGAGAAAAGUUGGCAAUAGACCGCCAUACGACUUUUUUACUACUAGGAUACUAAACGAAACUUUGCAUAGUGAAGCCUAACUCAGGAGUCGUUAGAUAGCCAUCUGGCUAACUGGCAGCUAGCUUGCUAACCUGCUAGCCAUCGUAGUUGUCGUAGGGUAACAUUAACUCAGUUGGAGCACCCUUCAUUAUAACGUUAACUGAUAGGAUUGCACUACGUUUUGAUCUAAAUUCAGGAAGGACAUAGAAGCAACACUUCAAAGGGAUCCACAGGUGCCAUCACAUUCCUGGUGAGCGCCAGUCGUGUGUCCACCCUGAGCCGCGUGCCCGCGUGCCACCCUGAGUGUGGGUGUGCAUGAGCGGCGGAGCGGGGGCAUGGGGAAUGGGGUGCAGGAACGCCAGGCGGCACUGAGACAGAGCGAGGUGCUGCCCCUUCCCUCCUCCAGCAGCAGCCAAUCAGAGGGUUUUAAACAGGGUCGCUCCAUGGUGAACUCCCUGCUGUCUGGAGCCCUUGCUGGUGCUGUGGCCAAAACAUCUGUGGCCCCUUUAGACAGAACCAAGAUCAUCUUCCAAGUGUCUUCAGCAAGAUUUUCUGCCAAGGAGGCCUACUUGCUCAUCUACCGCACCUACCUGAAGGAUGGCUUCCUUAGCUUGUGGCGGGGCAACUCUGCCACCAUGGUCCGUGUCAUCCCCUAUGCUGCCAUCCAGUUCUGUGCCCACGAACAGUACAAGAGGCUGCUGGGUGGUUACUACCAAUGCCAGGGCAAGACCCUGCCCCCCGUGCCACGGCUGUUGGCAGGCUCCCUGGCGGGCACCACGGCCGUGUCGCUCACGUACCCGCUGGACAUGGUGCGAGCCAGAAUGGCCGUCACACCCAAAGAGAUGUAUAGCAACAUCAUGCACGUGUUUGUGCGUAUCUCUCGUGAGGAGGGCCUGAAGACUCUGUACCGGGGCUUCUCCCCCACCAUACUGGGUGUGGUGCCCUACGCUGGGCUCAGCUUCUUCACCUACGAGACCCUUAAGAAGCAUCACGGAGAGCGCACGGGUCGUACUCAGCCUUACUCGUACGAGCGGCUGGUGUUCGGGGCGUGCGCCGGCCUGAUCGGUCAGUCGGCGUCGUACCCGCUGGACGUGGUGCGCCGGCGCAUGCAGACGGCGGGCGUGACCGGCCACACGUACGGCACCAUCCUGGGCACCAUGCGCGAGAUCGUGCUGGAGGAGGGCCUGGUGCGCGGCCUCUACAAAGGCCUGAGCAUGAACUGGGUCAAAGGGCCCAUCGCCGUGGGGAUCAGCUUCACCACCUUUGACCUCACGCAGAUCCUGCUGCGCAAGCUGGGCUACGCGCCGCGGUAGUGAGGAGAAGGGAGAGAGAGCGGGACGGACAAGCGGAGAGGAGGAGAGGAGAGAGAGAAGAGGAGUGGGCGAGAGAGGAAGCAGCUCAGGGACAUGGAGAGCUGUGUUUUAGCGCCAACGCUGCGCGAGAGGCCGGGCUGCCGAGCUGAGCCCAGCGCUGCCUGACCGCCAGUGACCGUGCACACUCACACACACACACACACACGCACACACACCAGUGUGGGCCAGUCCAGUCCAUGCUCAGUGGAGGUCACUGACCAGUUAGUGUGUGUCCAGUUGCUUGUGUGACUGGAUGUGAAUUGCAGUUAGUAUGUUCUACGUCCUUGCUUUGUCUAUGGCCAGGUACAGUGUGUGUGUGUGUGUGUGUGUGUGUGUGUGUGUGUGUGUGUGUGUAUGUGAAGCUAGGCUAGCUAGCUAGGCUGUAAGUGAAUGUAUGUCUGCCUGCACAGCAGUUCUCCUCAGCAGACCGUGUGCAGUGCAGUCCUGUCCACCAAGUGCAAUACUGGCACCUCCAUGUCACGCCAUGUGUCCAUCCACACACUAGCACCGCCCUCUUCACGUCUGACCAUUACCCAUAAGCCCCCCAGCCCAUCUCCCACACAGCACACUGAACUCACUCUGCACAUCAGCUCCCUUCUCCCAGGUCUUGGCAUUCUCAAGCAUUCUAUUUCAGUCAUGUCUUGUUUUGGGGGGGUUUGCCUUCUGGUGGGAACUGUGGAUGAGCCUUUGGGAAUGAGUUGACACACGCACACACAUUAGUCUUCACACGCACUCACAUGCGCACACACACGGGCAUACACACACACACACACACACAUAUGUUAUUUGCACACACACCAGUUUUGGUGUGUUAAGGUUCUUGUAUCCUUUCAAAGCAAUGGUGAGGUGGUGAGGAUGAUAUAGUUCUUUGUUUGAUUUAGUGUUUUUGUUUUGUUUUUGUCUAAAUAAUUACCAAAGGGAAAGAUGGUAAACCAUAGUACAAUGUUUCCAUUUAAACAGAGACAGAUGUACCAUACUGUCUCACAAAUGUAUAGCUAACAUAUGCAUUAAAUGCUGAAUUUUGCAGUAUGGUGAAUUGAUGCUGUAGAAGGUGGAUGCGCACACGUGCAUGUGUGUGUGUGCGUGUGCGUGUGCGUGUGUGUGUGUGUGUGUGUGAGAGUGAUUUGUGUUUGUGGGAGUGUGUGGCUGUGUGUGUGUUUUGAGGGGGGCAAGUUGCAUACAUGCAAAUUUGUUUAAGAAACCUUUCAGCUCUGCUGUAGCGGGCUGGCUGAAUAAUGUGCAGAUGGCCUAUGUUUAGAUCUCGGCCUUACUGGAUCAUUGCAAGCAGGCACAUAGCUUGAGUACUUGCAGCAGGUGUGGGGUUGCUGAAGGAAGGAGAUUUAUGUGUGUGUGUGUGUGUGUGUGUGUCUCUGUGUGUGUGUGUGUUAGGAAUAGAGGGUGAGUGAGAGAGAGAGAGAGAGUGCAUGUGUUCUACAGAGGACUACAUAGCUGCUGACAACUCCAGACCAACACUCUCUGUACAGAAAACACUGCCACUCUUUUUGGUCUGUGAAUGUGUGUACAUGUUUAUUGGUUUAUGUCCUUGCCUGUGUGUAAUAAUGUUAAUCUCUGUGUGUGUCUCAAUGUGUCUUUAUAGACAGCAAUGCAUUCAUAAACACACAAAUAAUCACACAUACAUGCUAGGCCUUUGUGUGACUUCAGUGUGUUGCACUAGUCUUCUCUUUGACUAAAAUGUAGUCCAGCUCUUUCCUGGACCCCUCCUAAGUGCCUGGAAGAGCAAUAGUACAAAUGUACUCUUCACUAAAUGCAAAGUGUGGAAGUGUAUGGUGGUACACUUCAGGUUUUCUCUGUGGAUGUUGUCCUCUCAGAGUUUUCACUUGUCCAAAAGAGUGUAAGAGUGAUUGGAUGAGGGGAGGGGGGAUUGUGAAGCGAGGUCUAACUGGAAGUGUAGCAUAUCUCUGCCUGCCUGUGUAUCUGUCUACUGGCUUACAUCUAAUCAGACAAGCACUUCUGCCAAAAGCUUAAACGUGAAAUUGAGUUUCCUAACCUGUAGUUCAGGGGAGCGCAUAGAUACUACAUAUGAAAUUCCAUUCACAGAUAUGACUGCAUAUCUCCUAUUGAAAUUCUGAGGCUUUCAUUGUCUCCCUCUGGCAGUGUAUUUUCGAAAUGGCCUGUAGUUUGGCUGAGUAUGGCACAAGUAUGGACAGGACUACUGCUGCAAUAGCUGUGGAUUGUGGGAAGUGCUCAGUGAUGUGCGCUAAAAGGACAAUAGAGGGCGCUAUCUGCUCACCUCAGUUUCCGCUCCACAUAGAGAGGAUAACAAAGACUCGGGUAAUCUCAGCACCUACCACUGAAGUUAGCCUACAGCAUGGGCCUGAGCCACUUAGCCUACAGCAUGGGUUUGAGGUUCAAUUUACUGGCGACUAUAUUAAGUGAUUUUUCCACAGCAACAUAGACUGAUAUCUUUUGAGUGAUUCUUGCACACCAAUAGAGCUCCCCUAAACUGACAGUCAGCUGUGGACCUCAAUUGGUAAAUGUUGGGUUUGGUUGCAAUGCACCCUUGAGGAUAAUUAAACAUCACAAUUAUUUGUGAAGUAUUAAUUGUCUGGAGAGAGUUUAGCAUUAUACAUCUCCUGCUGCAGCAUUGUGGUUGUAAGUGUCAUGUAACCAGGUGUUGUAAUUCCAAAUUGAUACAAUUGUGUACUUACUACAUUAUCUGACUUUACUGAGUAGCUGAAAGAAUACUAUACAAUACUAAGCUUUUAAUGCAGGAAGUACAUUGUAACAAUGUGUAAUUGCAGUUCUGUUUACAUUGUAUUUACCCAUAACAGGAGUGAUGUAAUAUGAAGUGUGGUCAUUAAUACUGAGUCAGUGUUUCCCAUACAUUGACUUAUUUGUGGCGGCCCACCACAAUAUCAACAUUGACCACCACACAAUGAUUUUCCUGGUUGUACUAAAGUGUGCUUAAGUCUGGUUAGAAUCAUAACCACACUGCACUAAUUUAAAAACUGUUGCAUUCAGGUUAAUUCUGCAAACCUACCACCACAAAUAGAAUUCAAUUAUGUGGGAAACACUGUGAGUCCUGUCAAUCCAGACUGAGAACAACAGACUCUAGGACUGGUCUCAAUCAGAUGCCCCUCUGGCAUUGGACCAGGGCUGAUGCCAUCUGAUCAGCAGGUGGUAACGGAGCUACAGAAAAGACGUCUAAACGUGCAUUGAUUGAAAACGGUAUUAUGAGCUGACAAUCAAGCUAUGCCAAAGCACACGUUGCUUUUUGUUUGCUCCCUCAGGGGUACUCUUUGGGAGGAUUUGUGAAGCAACCAUAUCAAUUGCUUAAUGUAAUUUGAUCAGGAUAUAAAAAAUAUAUAAAAAAAGAGAAAGAAUUGACAUAAAGUAGGCUAAGUGGUACACCAGACAAACCUGACAUUACCAGUAUAUUGGUAUCUGUUGUGCAUGACUUCUGAAAAUAACUCAUUUUCUUGCUGUUGACAAUUUCUACCUAUCUAAACAUUUAUCAGAGUUUAUCACCUUCUUUGUUUUGAUGCAUCUAUGCUCAAAGCUGUUUUGUAAAUUUUUAAGGUUUUGUGCCAAGAGAAUGUAUAUUAAAAUUAUUAAUAUUAUAUAUGAUUUGUGUAGCUCUUAGUGAUUUGAAUAAAGUAGGUGUUUAAUUUGAAAUUAAAUAUUGCUUGAAAAU